This is a messenger RNA of Schistocerca gregaria, 1011 nucleotides long. RefSeq lists its product as uncharacterized. Lineage: Eukaryota; Metazoa; Arthropoda; Insecta; Orthoptera; Acrididae. Gene Ontology annotation, biological process: centrosome cycle; spindle assembly. Gene Ontology annotation, cellular component: HAUS complex. The record is from RefSeq and is a predicted model, not a curated record. The transcript has 2 exons. Gene Ontology annotation, molecular function: microtubule minus-end binding. The coding region runs from base 1 to 945 and encodes 314 amino acids.
AUGGAUCAUCUGAUUGACCAACUGGCGCUAAUACAAUAUCCUUUUUCUUUGGAGAAAGAGAGCAUCAUGGGAUGUGAAUGGAGGGAGGCAAUGGCUUGGUUGUUGCAAUCCUUCGACCCGGUGGUUUUCGAACAACUCAAAUCUCAAAAAAGUGAGACAACGGAUACGGACCAUUUAUUGAAUGUGAGUUGUUUUUUUGGUCUAUGUAAUUCUACGGACUAUGAAUUGAUGAAGGGAUCUGUGCCUGAGUUACGUAAAGUGGAGCAUCUGAAUCGUUUAGUAGAGCUAUGUCAUUUGAACCGUAAGGUGCGAAUGCAGGCAUUUGACAUUGAGCAAUGGAGAUCCAGGGCAGCUCGUCUGAUGAGCCACGUGCUCGAAGAUGGGAAUUUGACGUCGAAACAGUUGAAUUUGUUUUCUGCGGAUGUAUACGUGGGUCAUUCGAAGCAGAAAGGAUUGGCAGAAGUUCCUUCUGAGUCUGCGUUGAAUGCAUUAUUAGAUACAGUCCAUCGCGAGCUGGAGAGUCUAGAGGCGCGAAUAAAUGAAGCUAGGGAUAUAGAGAUGCAUGAUCAAGACGACGAGAUGGACAUAGAGACCAAAAUCGAAGAGAGGAAGACAAGUUUGGCCAGUCUCUUUAAGACACUACAAAAAUUGAUUGGCGAUUUCGAGAAUAUGUAUACAUGCAAUGUGGAGCCUUGGAGCGAUCAGGGCGUGCAGAAUUUGGUGGGUAUUGGGCCAGAAUCCAAGAGAGCAUAUGACUUGCAUUUAUGUUUGCAAAAUGCAUUGGACCGUUUUGAGCAUUUGAAGGAAGCGUAUGGCAAAGUAGAGAAUGGAGAAGUUUUACAAGCGUUAGAGAGCGAUGUGGUAUCUUUAGAAGAUUAUGGCAUGAGUUGUCUGAAUGAUCAGAUAGGUAUAUUGGAGGUGGCAUGUCACAGAAUGACAGAAUGAGGGCUUUUUUUGACACAUAAUGUACAUGGCGGUAAUAAGAUAAAUACCAUUUGUAAAGAGAACAAA